CAAACUCCUGGCCUCAAGCGAUCCUCCCUUCUCGGUCUCCCAAAUCGCUGGAAUUACAGGAGAGAGCCACCGCGCCCGGCCAGCAAGUCAGCGCUCACCAUCUCCAACCCCAUUUUACAGAAGAGAAAACUGAGGCUUGGGGAGGGCUGCAAGGCAGGAGCCCUCGGCGCCCGGCCAAAGUCAGAAAUUUGUUGUUGCCAUCCGACGGGAAAACGUGCACGGGCUCUGCAAAUUGUAACCGCCCGGGGCUGGAGAGUCCGUGCCUGGGGGCGUGGUGAGCCAGGGCCGGUGCUGGGGCGCAGAGCAGGGCGGCUCAGAUUCCGGGAGGGGCGGGGAGAUCGGGUUGCUGGGCGAUCCUGGGUUGCUGGGCGAUCCUGGGGUGCUGGAGGCGGCGCGGCGCGGCCGGGGCGGGGAGGGGUGCGGCCCGCCCCCUCCCUGCCCCACCCCCAGCCCCGGCGCCGCGGCUCCUUUAAGAGCGGGAGGGGCGCCCCCUGGCGGCGGAGCGGUGCGUGCGGCCGGAGCCGGAGCGGAUCCUGGAGCCGGAGCGGAGCGGAGCGGAGCGGAGCCGGGGCGGAGCGGGCCGAGCGGGCCGAGCCAGCAGCCGAGCUGGGGGCGCGGGCGGGCGGCAUGUACCGGGCCCGGGCGGCGCGGGCGGGGCCGGAGCCCGGCAGCCCGGGGCGCUUUGGGAUCCUCAGCACCGGGCAGCUCCGGGACCUGCUUCAAGAUGAGCCCAAGCUGGACCGGAUCGUGCGGCUCAGCAGGAAGUUCCAGGGCCUGCAGCUGGAGCGUGAGGCCUGCCUGGCCUCCAACUAUGCGCUGGCCAAGGAGAACCUGGCCCUGCGGCCCCGCCUGGAGAUGGGCCGGGCUGCCCUGGCCAUCAAAUACCAGGAGCUUCGUGAGGUGGCCGAGAACUGCGCGGACAAGCUGCAGCGACUGGAGGAGAGCAUGCAUCGCUGGAGUCCCCACUGCGCGCUGGGCUGGCUGCAGGCUGAGCUAGAAGAGGCGGAGCAGGAGGCAGAGGAGCAGAUGGAGCAGCUGCUGCUGGGGGAGCAAAGCCUGGAGGCCUUCCUGCCUGCCUUCCAGCGUGGCCGCGCCCUGGCCCACCUGAGGCGGACGCAGGCAGAGAAGCUGCAGGAGCUGCUGCGGCGUCGGGAGCGUUCUGCCCAGCCGGCCCCCACCUCGGCUGCUGAUCCCCCCAAAUCCUUCCCAGCUGCAGCUGUCCUGCCCACUGGGGCCGCCCGGGGGCCACCAGCAGUGCCCCGGAGCCUGCCCCCCUUGGACUCCCGCCCAGUGCCCCCACUGAAGGGCUCCCCCGGGUGCCCCCUCGGCCCGGCCCCCCUGCUGAGCCCUCGGCCCUCGCAGCCAGAGCCCCCCCACCGGUAGGAUCCACGGUGCGGCCCCCCUGUUGGGGGGCCUAGACAAACUUGAUGCUUGGCUCCUCCUCCUCCCCCACUGCCUGGGUGGGGGGAGGGGCAGGCCCCUCCCCCUGGCCUCAGGCAGGCCCUGGCCCUGGAGGCUGAGCUGGGGAGGAGGGUCCCCUGGAAGAGGCCCGAGAGGGGGCUGGGGGUGGGUGGGCAGGGCUUUAUGCCUCUGGCGCUGAAGACACCCUGCCUUUUUUGUUUCCGUGCCCCGGGGCCUCUAGGGUGAUGGACCAGCCCCAUUAAAGAACUUGACUCACCUACAGGGGCCUGGGAAGAUGCCUGGGUCCCCUAGGGGCCUUGCCAAGGGGACCUGUCGCACCCCACCACUCCACUGGGCUCGCACAACGCCAAGGCCGCCAGGAGUGUUUUACAUCAUGUCCUGAGCCUACCUUUCCCCCAAAUUCUGGGGCCCACGGCCUAGGAGCCAGGUGGUCAGGCCUCGGCUGUGGGGCCAGGGACACCAUGGCCCUGGGGCUACUACGUGUCCACACAUGCUCCAGACCCUGGGGCAAGGUAGGCCAGGGGCUUCUGACCUGCGCAGGUGAGAGUGGGCCAUCCCCAGGAAAGACCAUUCUGUAUUUUUCUGUCCCUGUCUCCUUAGAAUGGAAGCUUUUUGAGGGCAGGUCCUUGUCUUUGUACGUUCUGUCCCCAGCCCCGCCUCUUAGGGGCCGUCAAUAAAUGUGAUGAUGAGGAU
Molecule: messenger RNA, 2115 nt
Organism: Gorilla gorilla gorilla (western lowland gorilla)
Lineage: Eukaryota; Metazoa; Chordata; Mammalia; Primates; Hominidae
Gene: VPS37D
Product: VPS37D subunit of ESCRT-I
Exons: 4
Coding region: 628-1383 (251 amino acids)
Biological process (GO): protein targeting to vacuole; ubiquitin-dependent protein catabolic process via the multivesicular body sorting pathway; protein targeting to membrane
Cellular component (GO): ESCRT I complex
Source: RefSeq, a predicted model, not a curated record